AUGAUACUGCUAAUAGUGGUUGCAGUGAUUGCAACGUUUUCAACACCCGCCUUUUCCGACGACAGCUUGGAAGGAUUCUGCGAAGGUGUUACCGCUGGAAUAUUUCCCCAUCCGGAUCCGGCACUGUGCUACAAAUACAUUUCCUGCGUCUUCGAAGAGCAUAACGUUUACCAAUGUGCGGAGGACUUUGUGUUCAAUGCCGAGCUCUUUGAGUGUGUGCCGGGCAGCUGGGAUGAAUGCGACGAUGGAAGCGACGCGGACCUGGAAGCGAUUUGCUCGGAGGUGUCGUUCGGUGUUUUCGAGUACCCGAAUGACUGUACGAAGUUUGUGUUCUGUCAGCUGGGGCGGCCAACCGUGGUGGAAUGCUUGAAGGAUGAGAUUUGGUGGCAGGAGCAGGGUGUUUGUUUGUUCGGUAAUCGUGACACCUGUCAGCCGGGUGAUAUAUUUUGCAUGGGUCGACCGGAUGGAAUGAUUCCACAUCCCAACGGGUGCGAGUUUUUCAUCGAAUGCCUUAAUGAGAGGAGUACCGAGUUCGAGUGCCCUAGAGGGCACAUCUUUUCGUUCGGCGCGAACGAAUGUGUGGUGGGAAGUGCCGUAACGUGCCGUUCGUUAGAGGAUGUGUGCGAUGAUACGUCUAGUUCAGCACAUCCGCAUCCGGACUUUUGUGAUUCGUUUAUUCGGUGUGAGGAAAACCGGGUUAGUAUUGAGGAUUGUGGAGAAAACGAGAUUUUCCGGCCAGAUAUUCGAUUCUGUGUUCCUGGAGAUUCGCAGACAUGUGUAGCCAGCCGACCGGAAGUUGCCUGUCAGGGAAGACCCGAUGGAAUCAUUCCACAUCCAGAUAGGUGUAAUCAAUUCAUAAGAUGUCAAGGAGGUUUUGCGAUAGAGGAAAAUUGUCCUACCGGUAUGAUUUUAAGACCAGAUUCGGCUACGUGUGUUGCUGGAGACUCGGAAACUUGUGAACUAUUAGAUGGAGUGUGCGCAGGUCAUCCCAAUGGGUAUGUUAUUGAACAUCCAAACUACUGCGGUAUGUUUAUAUGGUGUCAAAAUGGACAGGCAGAAGUUCAUAACUGUCCGCAAAAUGAAAUUCUUCGUCCGGAUAUGCAGUUCUGUGUCCCAGGUAAUUUGGAAACUUGUGCAGCCGAUCCCAUAGAAAUCAUGUGUGACGGAAGGCAAGGACCAGUUAUCUAUCCACAUCCGGAUCGCUGUGAUCAAUAUAUGAUUUGUGAAGAUGAAACUCAAAACAUUAUCACAUGUCCUGAUGAUCACAUUGUAGAACCGGGCACAAUUCGCUGUGUACCAGGAAAUCCGGAAACUUGCACGCUCUACAACGGGUUGUGCAUUGGUAGACCGGAUGGUGUAAUUCCGCAUCCAUCCCGAUGUCAGCUCUACAUCAAUUGUCAGGAAGAACAAGUUACUAUUGCUUCCUGCCCUGAUGGACAUAUAUUCGAUUCGACUGAAUUUCGCUGUAUUCCGGGUAAUACGGAGACCUGCGAUAACCUGGAUGAUUAUUGUGUCGAUCAUCCAAAUGGAGUGAUUCCGCAUCCAAAUCGUUGUGACUUGUUUAUGAUGUGUACAGACGGAGUGACUUCGGUGCACUCUUGCCCUUGGGGAGAAAUUCUCCGACCCGAUAUGCAGUUCUGUGUUCCAGGUGAUAGGGAUACCUGUGAGUUCACUCCGAUUGAAGGGAUGUGUAAAGGAAGAGAAGAAUUAGUAGUUUAUCCUCAUCCCGAAGAUUGCAAACUAUGGAUAAUUUGUCAUGAUGAGCAGCUGACUAUCCAAUCCUGUCAGGAAGGUAUGGUUCUUGAACCAGGAACAAUGCAAUGUGUCCCAGGCAACAGGGAUACUUGUGAGUUAUACGUCGAUCGAUGUGUAGGCAUAGCGGAAGGUCUACUGCCCCAUCCAUCCGGAUGCCAUCUAUUCCUUCGAUGCACUAAUGGACAAACUUCCGUUGGAACUUGCCUGAGAGGAACCAUUUUCGUUUCGAUCAAUUCAGUUGGACAGUGUAUUUUAGGAAAUACUGACACUUGUGAAUCCCUCAUCGAUGUGUGCGAAUCAUUCCCCGAUCGAGUGAUUCCUCAUCCGAAUUAUUGCGAUCUUUUAAUUGAAUGCCGUGAUGGUUCCACGACUAUGCGGGCUUGUUCAGAGGGUCUAAUACUACAUGAGAACAUGCAGAUUUGUUCGCCGGGUAAUGCUGAUAGCUGUGAGCAUCUCCCAAUAGAGGAUAUGUGUCUGGGACAACCGCAAGCAAUCUAUCCUCCUCCAGACCAAACGCAGUGCUCCGAUUUCGUGGUUUGCAUAAAUGGUUUACCAACGGUCAGCACGUGUGGUGUCGGUACCGUCCUACGACCCAGGUUCCUGGACUGCGUUCCGGGUGAUAUCGAAACCUGCGAAUACUUCCCUCAUCUGUGUCUCUUCCGGCCAAACGAAAAUAUUCCACAUCCAACUCGGUGCGAUUUAUUCAUAUCCUGUAUCUCGGAAGUGGCACACAUUGUUAACUGCGCCAAAGGUGAAACAUUUGCACCAGAAACCGGUCUCUGCGCCCCCGGAGAUCAAGCGACCUGUGAUAGCUUCUUCGACAUGUGCGACGGACUGGAAACCGCUAUUCUAGAACAUCCCAUCCACUGUGAUCUAUUUGUCGUAUGCAUGUCUGGACAAGCUGUCGUAUUUGCUUGUCCCAUCGGUCAGAUUCUUGAUCCGGAAGUUUUGGUUUGCUCGCCAGGCAACGCGGACACCUGCGAACUAUACCCUAUGCCUGAAUCGAAACAUUCGUCCAUUGGAAGCUGUCGUCCAGACGAAGCACACGCUUGCGAGUCUAACGCGGUGGCAGCGACCGUCACCAACGAAAUUUGUGAAAAAUCCGGAACCUACAACGUUCCAUAUCCGUUUGGUUGUCAAAAGUACGUGCAGUGCAUAUCGCGGAAUGCACGAAUCCGUGAUUGUCCGCGAACGCAUGUGUUCAACCCAAUGCUCAACGCUUGCAUCCCAGGAACGCCAGCCAAAUGCAAAGUAUAA
Sabethes cyaneus is the source of this 3012-nucleotide messenger RNA. RefSeq lists its product as uncharacterized. Gene Ontology annotation, cellular component: extracellular region. The coding region runs from base 1 to 3012 and encodes 1003 amino acids. Gene Ontology annotation, molecular function: chitin binding. The record is from RefSeq and is a predicted model, not a curated record. NCBI's taxonomy places the organism in Eukaryota, Metazoa, Arthropoda, Insecta, Diptera, Culicidae. The transcript has a single exon.